CAACACCGAUACGCAUGGAGCCUCCAUCACCUCCGCUCUCUUUUACGCACCGUGUCCAAUAAUGCGCGCAGGUAUAGGGACCUUAAAUGCCACAUUUCCUGCCGCUGUACUGUGCAACUAAUGUCCUUUUAUGGACUAAUAUGAAAUAAGUGGAUGUAGAGGUCUGACAGUCAAGAAAGGAGGCAUAAUUCUUGUGGAUCGUUCUUGUUUUCCAUCAACGACAGUCAGCAUGGAUGUCUUGGCGAACCACAGUAUCUUUCAGGAACUUCAGCUCGUACACGACACCGGCUACUUCUCUGCCAUGCCUUCGCUGGAGGAAAAUUGGCAGCAGACCUGCCUAGAAUUGGAGCGUUAUCUGCAGACGGAGCCAAAGCGUCUGUCUGAACUCUUCGACCAAGACCUGGAUGGUCUCCUAACUCCUGCCUACCUAAAGGAGGAUGGUGAAGAAGAACUGGCAGACACCCUGCUCCCCAGCCUGCCCAGCCUCCCUGAGCCUCCGAGCCCACCUCCAGUUAUCCUCUGCCCAAUGCGAAAGAACUUACCCUCCACCGGUGCAAUGAAAAAAGACCUCAAACCCAAGGGGCAGGGGCUGGAAAAUGUAGAAGGGAUGGAGGGAGUCCAUCAGGCUCAGCUGAGUGCUGUCACCUCCCUGACACCCCCAUCGUCACCAGAACUGGGCCGGCAUCUUGUCAAACCCAACCAGACGCUGACGGCGUCAGCUGAUGGGACACUCACUCUGAAGCUGGUGGCAAGAAAGGUGGGCCUUAGUGCAGCCCGGUUGGUCGCAGCACAUACACUUCCUGUCCAAAUGAAGGAUGAAGAGGAGGGGGCUGCAUGUGUGAUUGGGGUUGGGGAGCUACCGGAAAACAAGAAAAGGAUCCAUCGUUGUCAGUUCAAUGGCUGCAGGAAGGUGUACACCAAGAGCUCCCACCUAAAGGCCCAUCAGAGGACACACACAGGUGAGAAGCCGUACAAGUGCUCAUGGGAGGGUUGCGAAUGGCGAUUCGCCCGGAGCGAUGAGCUGACAAGGCACUACCGCAAACACACUGGCGCAAAGCCUUUUAAGUGCAACCACUGUGACAGGUGUUUCUCGCGGUCGGAUCACUUGGCACUACACAUGAAGAGGCACAUCUGAGGAAUCUGUGAGAGGUCAGUGGGAGUGGACGUGAAGGGAAGAGGAUGAAGGCGGAGUGGAAGAAGGAGAGGGAACAUCAUCGGCAGAAAAAUAACACCAUAGAUGUGAGAGACAGACAGCAGGAUGGGCUCAGAAAAAAAAAACAAACCCUAUUUGGCCAUUCUGGACUGAAGGGAGAGGCACCACACAGGGAUGCUGACUACAGACAGAAACACCGUCAAUCUGUGCUCAGCCAGUUGGUCCAUGAUUCCACAUCGUCACUUGUCUCCCGGUGUUGUCACGUGGACAAUACUGACACUCCAUCUCACCCUUCAUGUGUUUGUCAGAGGGGAUAUCAAAUGAUGAAUGGUGGACCAUGUGCCUGUAGUUGGCAGCUCUUUGCUUUAGUCAUCCUUGCAGUCUUUGCAAUCAUCCCUCUGUGUAACACUUCCAAAAUUUCAGCCCUGGUCAUGCAGCAGUGGCCCACGUGCCAGUGAGUAUGCCAAUGCCAAACUGGACUAGUUGUACAGUAAUUUUAUACUGCUAGCAGCAGACCUGCUCUUUGUAUAUUGACUAUUUCCUCUUUUUAACAUACCUUAACAUGAGGAGAACAGUUCAUUUUCAACAGUAGCUGAGCAGCAGCAUCUCAAAGGAUAAGCAAGUGAGAAAGAUGGUUUUCACUCCUUCAAACCAGCCACAGCCUUUACAGUUCACCAAAGGGUUUAUCAUCUUAUAUUUAGGACAGAUAAUAACUUGACUGUGUUUCAUCUAACUUCUGUCACAUCUGCUAAAUGGAUGCAUUAUAAAUCCUUCUGGUUUGAUGGCAUCAGAGUUUUAGUUUGAAGACUGGAUUUCCCAAAGACUUGACAACGGGAGUGUGCAGCACUAAUGUGCUGUGAAGAGUGAUUGAGGUCAUCCAGAGGGCUGGCUUGCUGUAUGAACAUCAUCCUUUGAGGGUUACCACAGGAUGAGGCUAACUAAUCUACAGUGCUCUGGGAAAGACUGUUCAUCUCCUAGAAUGUCAGCAUAGACCAAGCAUGUCAUGAGAUGCUAGAUUGCUCCUAAGAGUGUUUUUCCUCUCCGGGAUCUUGGCUCUACAAGGAGUGGUUGUCAGAAACUGUUGCACAAUUGACUCUUUGCAAAAUUUUUGUAAAAAUACCCCAACUUCUUGAACUUUAAGACAAUUUAAGACUCCUCAAAUGCUGGCUUUCACAUACCGCCAGAGCGUGGACAGCCAAAUGCACAAGUCAAAGCAGCAAGUUGACUGAGAUAACACAGUAAACACAAACAAGAUCUCUAUGUAUGUAAAGGUUUUAUUGUUUCUAAGAAAAGAUUCUCCUAUUUGUUCAGAAAAGACAAUUGAAAAGACGGUUUUGACAAACACACUGGAAAUGGAUGCAGCCAAAAAGAAAGAAAAGUGUCUACUAUAGAUGCCUGAAAUGAUCUCUUUGGCAUUUGAGAGUGAUUGGCACCUAACUAGCCACUGGGUUGAGGGGGGUUCUGUCCUGUUCACACCACCCAUACAGAAGUCAAACUACUUAGCAAAUGUCAGACUUAAUUUCAGAAAAAAAAAA
Messenger RNA from Monopterus albus (swamp eel), 2688 nucleotides. Its product is annotated as Krueppel-like factor 7. The transcript has 4 exons. NCBI's taxonomy places the organism in Eukaryota, Metazoa, Chordata, Actinopteri, Synbranchiformes, Synbranchidae. The coding region runs from base 230 to 1135 and encodes 301 amino acids. Gene Ontology annotation, molecular function: RNA polymerase II cis-regulatory region sequence-specific DNA binding; DNA-binding transcription factor activity, RNA polymerase II-specific. The record is from RefSeq and is a predicted model, not a curated record. Gene Ontology annotation, biological process: regulation of transcription by RNA polymerase II.